AUGGAAGCAGUGCCCCGUGAGGAGAAGCCCAACCCGCUGGAGGAUGCCAACUUCUGCUCCCGGCUUUUCUUCUGGUGGUUGAACCCCUUAUUUAUUACUGGCCAUAAACGAAAGCUUGAAGAAGAUGAUAUGUAUAAAGUGCUGCCAGAAGAUUCCUCAGAGAAGCUUGGAGAGGAAUUGCAGUGGUACUGGGACAAAGAGGUGCAAAAAGCAAAAAAGAGAGGAAAAAUGCCACAUUUAACAAAAGCCAUUAUUCUUUGUUACUGGAAAUCCUAUUUAGUUUUUGGAAUUUUCACAAUGAUUGAGGAAACCCUCAAAAUAGUUCAGCCAAUAUUUUUGGGAAAAAUUAUUAAUUACUUUGAAAACUAUGAUUCCUCAGAUGAAGUCGCUUUGAAUUUUGCAUAUGGCUAUGCAGCUGCUCUGUCUGUGUGCACACUUAUUCUAGCCAUAAUGCACCACUUAUAUUUCUAUCAUGUACAGCGGGCUGGCAUGAAGUUGAGGGUAGCUAUGUGCCACAUGAUUUAUCGGAAGGCGCUUCGUCUCAGUAACGCAGCUAUGGCAAAAACUACCACUGGUCAAAUAGUAAACCUUCUGUCAAAUGAUGUGAACAAAUUUGAUCAGGUAACAAUUUUCCUGCACUUCUUGUGGGCUGGACCAAUGCAAGCUGUAGCAGUAACAGUGCUUCUCUGGAUGGAGAUAGGCCCAUCCUGUCUUGCAGGAAUGGCAGUUCUGAUUAUUCUUCUUCCUAUUCAGACAUGCAUUGGGAGGCUUUUUUCUUCCCUAAGAAGCAAGACAGCUGCCCUAACAGAUGUCAGGAUUAGGACCAUGAAUGAAGUCAUAAGUGGUAUGAAGAUAAUAAAGAUGUAUGCUUGGGAAAAAUCAUUUGCAGAACUUGUGAAUGGUUUAAGAAGGAAGGAGAUUGCUAUGGUUAUGAAAAGCUCCUACCUUCGAGGACUGAACUUAGCCUCUUUCUUUGUGGGAAGCAAAAUAACAGUGUUCAUGAGUUUCAUGGCAUAUGUGCUACUUGGCAAUGUUAUCUCUGCAAGUCGGGUGUUUGUUGCAGUGUCCCUGUAUGGUGCAGUGAGACUGACAGUAACUCUGUUCUUCCCUGCGGCUGUGGAGAGAGUAUCCGAGGCAGUGAUUAGCAUACAACGAAUCAAGAACUUUCUGAUCCUUGAUGAGGUCUCACACUUCCAGCCACAACUUCAAGAUAAUAAUGAGAAUGCCAUUCUUCAUGUUCAGGAUCUGACUUGCUAUUGGGAUAAGAAUUUAGAAAGCCCAACACUUCAACAAAUUUCAUUUACUGUCAGACGAGGGGAAUUACUGGCUGUGAUUGGUCCUGUAGGAGCUGGAAAAUCUUCACUCUUAAGUGCUGUGCUUGGUGAGCUGCCUAAAGACAAAGGUUUGAUAAAUGUCACUGGAAGAAUUGCUUAUGUUUCUCAGCAGCCUUGGGUGUUUUCUGGUACAGUAAGAAGUAAUAUACUCUUUGACAAAGAGUAUGAGAAAGAAAAAUACGAAAAAGUUUUGAAAGUCUGUGCUCUUAAAAAGGACUUAGAAUUAUUAGCCGACGGUGACCUAACAGUAAUAGGAGAUCGCGGAGCUACGCUGAGUGGGGGACAGAAGGCCCGUGUAAAUUUAGCCAGAGCUAUGUAUCAAGAUGCAGACAUCUAUCUUUUGGACGAUCCACUGAGUGCAGUAGAUGCUGAAGUUGGAAGACAUUUGUUUGAAAAAUGUAUUUGUCAGGCCUUACACCAGAAGAUCACUGUUUUGGUCACUCAUCAGUUGCAAUAUCUCCAUGCUGCAAAUCAGAUUCUGAUUCUAAAAGAGGGUAAAAUGGUGGGGAAAGGUACCUAUUCAGAGUUCCUGAGAUCUGGCAUCGACUUUGCUUCCCUUUUGAAAAAAGAUGAAGAGGUAGAACAGCCGUCAGUUCCAGGAACACCCAACAUGAAGCCUGCCCGCAACCGAACCUUCUCGGAGUCCUCUGUCUGGUCCCAGGAUUCAUCUGUCCACUCACAGAAAGAUGGAGCAGUGGAACAACCACCUACUGAAAAUGUGCUGGCUACAUUGCCAGAGGAGAGUCUUUCUGAGGGAAAAAUAAGCUUCAAGAUUUACAGAAAAUACUUCGCUGCAGGAGCAAACUACUUCGUGAUUUUUAUACUUAUACUGUUCAAUAUUUUGGCACAGGUGGCAUAUGUGCUCCAAGAUUGGUGGCUUUCUUACUGGGCAAAUCAUCAAGAAAAGUUGAAUGUCACAACAAAUGGGAAUAAUGGAGUAAAUGAGACUGAACACCUAGACCUUAACUUUUACUUAGGAAUUUAUGCAGGUUUGACGGUGGCUACAAUACUGUUUGGCAUAAUAAGAAGUCUUCUGGUGUUUCAAGUUCUUGUUAAUGCUGGUCAGAAUUUGCACAACAAAAUGUUUCAGUCCAUUUUGAAAGCUCCUGUCUUGUUUUUUGACAGAAAUCCUAUAGGAAGAAUCUUAAAUCGUUUCUCCAAAGAUAUUGGCCACAUGGAUGACUUGCUUCCGUUGACGUUUUUGGACUUCGUGCAGACUCUCCUACAGAUUCUUGGUGUGGUGGCUGUGGCUGUGGCAGUGAUUCCUUGGAUACUCAUCCCCUUAAUACCACUGUUUGUUCUUUUCAUUUUUCUUCGAAGAUAUUUCUUAGACACUUCAAGAGAUAUUAAGCGUCUAGAAUCCACAACUCGAAGUCCAGUGUUCUCUCACUUGUCAUCAUCCCUCCAGGGACUUUGGACUAUUCGGGCUUUGAAAGCAGAGGAAAGAUUUCAAAAAUUAUUUGAUGCACACCAAGACCUCCACUCAGAAGCCUGGUUUCUAUUUCUGACAACCUCGAGGUGGUUUGCUGUGCGACUGGAUGCCAUCUGUGCCAUUUUUGUUAUAGUGGUUGCUUUUGGUUCCCUGCUUCUCGCUAACACUUUGAAUGCGGGGCAGGUUGGUUUGGCACUAUCCUAUGCAAUCACCCUCAUGGGAACGUUCCAGUGGGGUGUUAGACAAAGUGCUGAAGUUGAAAACCUGAUGAUAUCAGUAGAAAGAGUAAUGGAAUACACAGAACUUGAAAAAGAAGCUCCUUGGGAGACCAACAAGCAUCCACCACCUGAAUGGCCAAGCCAAGGAAUGAUAGCAUUUGAAAAUGUUAAUUUCACUUACAGUCUAGAUGGACCUUUGGUGUUGAGACACUUGUCUGUUUUAAUUAAACCAAAAGAAAAGCAGUCAUUAGUGCAUACACCUGAAUCUCAGGCAGUGGGUAAUUGCCCUCUGGUGUCUGUCGGAAUAGUGGGAAGAACUGGAGCUGGGAAAAGCUCUCUGAUAGCAGCCCUCUUUCGCUUGGCGGAACCUGAAGGAAAGAUUUGGAUUGAUAAAUAUUUGACAUCAGAGCUGGGACUCCACGACUUGCGGAAGAAAAUUUCAAUUAUACCUCAGGAGCCUGUUUUGUUCACUGGAACUAUGAGGAAAAACUUGGAUCCUUUCAAUGAAUACACAGAUGAAGAGCUGUGGAAUGCCUUGGAAGAGGUGCAACUGAAGGAAGUUGUGGAAGAUCUACCUAAUAAAAUGGAGAUGCAGCUGGCAGAAUCUGGAUCUAAUUUUAGUGUUGGUCAGAGACAGCUGGUGUGUCUUGCCAGAGCAGUUCUAAAAAAAAAUCGGAUCCUUAUCAUCGAUGAAGCAACAGCAAACGUGGACCCGAGAACAGAUGAGUUCAUUCAAAAGACGAUCCGAGAAAAGUUUGCUCACUGCACAGUGCUGACCAUUGCACACCGCUUGAACACCAUUAUUGACAGUGACAGGAUUAUGGUUUUAGAUGCAGGAAGACUGAAAGAGUAUGGUGAACCUUAUAUUUUGCUGCAAGAACAAGAUGGCUUGUUUUACAAAAUGGUGCAACAAGUGGGCAAGACUGAAGCAGCUUCUCUGAUGGAAACAGCAAAACGGGUGUACUUCAGUAAGAAUUACCCAGAAGUUGUUCAGAAUGGUCAGCUUGCCACGGACUCCUCCUUGGAUCCUUCCUCAGGGUUAUGCAUAACCGAAACUGCACUGUGA
Molecule: messenger RNA, 4050 nt
Organism: Indicator indicator
Lineage: Eukaryota; Metazoa; Chordata; Aves; Piciformes; Indicatoridae
Gene: ABCC4
Product: ATP binding cassette subfamily C member 4
Exons: 32
Coding region: 1-4050 (1349 amino acids)
Biological process (GO): transmembrane transport
Cellular component (GO): plasma membrane
Molecular function (GO): ATP binding; ATP hydrolysis activity; ABC-type transporter activity
Source: RefSeq, a predicted model, not a curated record